CCAUGAGCAGUCUUCCGGGUGGGGUUGUCGGGGCAAAUUCUUCGCCGUCAAACUCUCCUACUGUCUUCUCAAAUGGAACCACAGUUUCUUCUGGCGACGAAGGACCUCGCACUCGGAGCAAAGUUACCUCACCCAUCAUCACCACGCCUAAACGUCGAGUACACUACUCGGGUCAAUCUGAUGGCGACGAAGUUACUAUCAGACAAAGAACGGCUAGUAUUGUGAACUCGGAAGAUGAUGCCGAACGAAGCACGAGUCCGUCGCGAUACAGUAGAUCGUUUAAUUCGAGAACUUCGCCUCGACACUACUCUAGCUAUAGUUCUCGGAAGUUUAAUUCGAGUGUAUCUUCGGGAUAUUUUACGGCCGAUUCGGAGGAUGAAAAUUUUGUCCGUGAUUUCGACAAUUAUGAAGUGAAAGAUAUCACGCUGGAGUUUUUCUAUAAACCACACUCGCUCACACUUUUAGCUGUAUCUCUGACGAUUCUGUUCGCUGUGAGCUGGUACAGGGACGACUCAAAUGAAGUGCUAAACUUGAGUCGUGGAUUCAUAACCAUGGGCUCCUUUUUCGUCCUCGGUCUCAGUAUUUUAGUGUUCCCAAAUGGACCCUUUGUGCGUCCCCACCCAGCCAUCUGGCGCAUAGUGUUUGGGGCUUCGAUGUUGUACCUGUGUGCACUGGUGUUCAUGGUGAACCUUACCAAAAGACAGAUCCAGGGUAUCAUCAACUACUUCGACUCAUCAAUCGACUUCAAUCACCUCGACGAAAAGGAGUACGCAGUGGACUGCUGGAACCUUCGUUGGGACGCCAUCAAAGGCAGACUGGACGUGUUUGUAUUAGCCCACUUUCUAGGCUACGUGUCUAAGGCGGUGAUGAUGAGGAGCAGUGCUCUCUGUUGGACCAUCAGUAUCAUGUGGGAGAUCACUGAGAUGUUGUUCAUGCAUGUGCUGCCUAAUUUCGAAGAGUGUCUUUGGGACCAGUUGAUUCUGGACGUGGUGCUGUGCAACGGCUUCGGCAUCUUCAUAGGCAUGCGAGUGUGCACUCUGCUGGAGAUGGGCGAAUACAACUGGGAGAGCAUCAAAUACAUCAACAGUGCCAGUGGCAAGAUGAAGAGAGCACUGUUUCAGUUCACGCCCAUGUCUUGGACCAGAGUGCAAUGGUUCGACACACCUUCCACUAGAAGACCAAACAGCAAAUAUUCCAGGUCUGUGUCACCUGUCAAGAGGUCUCAUUACAGUGCAACUUCCUACUCCAAUAAUGAAAACGGCAACGGGGGUGUUAAUGGUGCUGGCAACGGGGAUGAGAGUUACGGGACUAGGCUGUCUCAGAUGGCACGUGACCCGCAGUACGUGUGGAACAGAAUCAUGCUAGUCUUCAUCAUUCUACUUUUGUGUCAAAUAACUGAGCUGAACUGUUUCUGUCUGAAACACAUCUUUAGGAUCCCCACAGAGCACGUGUUUAACUGGGGUCGUCUCGUCCUCCUCGGGUUCUGUGUAUGUCCCACUGUCAGACAGUACUACACAUAUACCACGGAUGUCAGGUGUAACCGUCUGGGAACGCAAGCGUGGGUGUUCAUUGCAAUCACAGCAGUCGAGUUGUUCGGAGUGGCUAGAUUCGGCUGGGACGAAAUAUUUGCUGUUGUGCGACCAUUGCACGUAGUCUACUGGCUCGCUCUCCAGCUACUGGCCGCAAUCAUGUGUGUAUAUUCUAUGAUACUCUAUAACAAAUAUUUUCUAGUUACUCUCUCCAAAACGAAAUCCAAAUUGAAAAAGCUUCGAAGCAAGUAAAACUUGAAAGAAGUCUAAUUUAAGUAUUCAAUCAUCUAUAUUAAUCGUAGUUUGCAAUUGCGGUCUUAACUUUUCCUUAAAAUCUCUGUCAAAAAGAAAACAUGAGAUAUUGAUUUUCUGGGGCUUCGCGAGCGUCUUUUAGCGUCUUUUCUUGCUUUCAUGCUAACUUGGCAAAAGGCUAAUUUAUUUUAGAAGCUCAAAAAUUGAUUUGAAAAUUAGCGACAUGAUAUCGUAUCAUGGCAAAAGUAAGACCUGAAUGAAUUUAUUAACUUAUUCAGUAUAAUUGCAGCUUUCAUACUUCUAAUUUAUUGCUGCCGCUUACUCUUAUCUUGUAUUCUCAUUUCAUUUUAAGUAUCAAGAUGUGCAAUAAUUGCAUUGUGCUGUAAUUUAUCGUCUAUUUAUUUAAUUUAUUGCUCAGU
Molecule: messenger RNA, 2200 nt
Organism: Symsagittifera roscoffensis
Lineage: Eukaryota; Metazoa; Xenacoelomorpha; Acoela; Convolutidae
Product: phosphatidylserine synthase 1-like
Exons: 8
Coding region: 3-1781 (592 amino acids)
Biological process (GO): phosphatidylserine biosynthetic process
Molecular function (GO): L-serine-phosphatidylethanolamine phosphatidyltransferase activity
Source: RefSeq, a predicted model, not a curated record